Drosophila eugracilis is the source of this 1688-nucleotide messenger RNA. RefSeq names its product 4-coumarate--CoA ligase 1-like. Lineage: Eukaryota; Metazoa; Arthropoda; Insecta; Diptera; Drosophilidae. The transcript has 4 exons. The coding region runs from base 32 to 1624 and encodes 530 amino acids. Gene Ontology annotation, molecular function: long-chain fatty acid-CoA ligase activity. The record is from RefSeq and is a predicted model, not a curated record. Gene Ontology annotation, biological process: long-chain fatty acid metabolic process; fatty-acyl-CoA biosynthetic process.
GUUCAAGGGAGCAAAUCAUUUGUUAACAGAUAUGGCGACUUACGAUGAAAAGGAAAAGAUUUGGAGUGGACCCCAGGAAGAGAGCUCCAUUUUUAAGGCUGACAAGUCUUUGGGAAAUAUCAUAUUCAAUGCCUUGCAAAAUUGGCCAAAAAAUAUGUGUCAGAUAUGUGAUGACGAUGGACAAACUUUUGAGCAAACCCUUUUCUGGUCUACUCGAAUUGCCCAGUUUUUUAAGAGAAAAGGUCUUAACCAUAACGAUGUGAUUGGUAUUAUGGCUGCAAAUAGUAUUUAUUUGUCCCCUCUUGGGAUUGCUUGUUUUUUUAAUGGAACACCUUUCCAAGCGAUGAAUCCAUCUUUAGACGAAGCCAGCACAGCCGAGCUUUUGUCAAAGACUAAGCCCCCCAUAAUAUUUUGUGAUGAAAAUGUUUAUGAGAAAGUAAAGUCAGCCUCGAGUAAAUGGCACCCCGAAAUCUACACGAUCACCGGAAAAGUUCUAGGAGUGCCAAGCAUUGAAGUUCUUGCGGAAACCACAGAAACUGAAGAUGUCUACCACCCAGAACCUUUGGCAGACGGUUGUGGACAGACUGUGGCCAUUCUUUGCUCUUCAGGGACAACAGGCUUUCCAAAGCUCAUUGCCAUUUCAAAAAGGACUUUCGAACGACCUAUUAAUUUGAGUGUCGGAUUGGUUUUCUAUACGCACAGUAGUCUGGAUUGGUUAACAGGUCUUUUGACAAUGGUUUUAUGCAUUUUAUCCGGCAUUACCCAAGUCAGAAGCAGCAAGCCCUUUACACCCGAUUACUUUGUCCAACUGGUGAAAAAGUACAAGGUCAAUUGGACGUAUUUGGCGCCACGUCAUAUUGCAUCCCUGAUCUCUUGCCUUGAUGUCACAUCUGAAGCUAUGGAAUCCGUUCGCGUGUUGUCCUACGCCGGAGGUACAGUUUCCUUGGCCACUCUGGAGCGAGCCAAAACGAUUUUCAAUAAGGCCAUAAUCACAUCGACCUAUGCAUUAACAGAGUGCGGAAUUUUGGCACAAAAUUUUACAAACAGUAACUUCUCCUCGGCCGGCACACCGUUUUAUAACGUCAAGUUCCGGAUUGUUGAUGAGUUUGGCAAUAACCUGGCCCACAAUCAGGUGGGAGAGAUAUAUGCGCAUACAGGGCGACCUUGGAAUGGUUAUUACGGAAGUCAAGAAGCCACAAGGAGUUUCCAGGACUCAGAGGGUUGGUUCCAUACGGGAGAUAUGGGUUACUUUGACAGUGAGAACUUCUUGUAUAUAGUGGAUCGGAAAAAGGAAGUCCUCAAGUACCAGGGUCUGCAGUACUGGACCACUGAGAUCGAGGAAGUUAUUUCGGAGCUUCCUCAAGUGCGAGAUGUUUGUGUUGUCGGCAUUUAUGAUGAGAAAGUGGGCGAUGAGGCUGGAGCCUUGGUUGUGAUCAGCCAUGGAUCCAAUAUAACUGCAAAGGAGAUUGUGAAUCACGUGGCCGAACGGCUGCCCGCAAUCCAGAAACAACUCCAUGCUGGAGUCCAGUUCACCGAAAAGAUACCAGCGAAUCCAAAUGGGAAAACAUUGCGGAAGGCAGCGCGUGAAGAGUUCACUGCCAAAAAGCUACUCACAAGUGGUUAAAUGUAAAAUUAAAAAUUAACAUAACACAAUAUAAAUAUAACUAUUUACUGAUUUAAAAUUCCAA